AUGAGAGAGUACUAUGCCUUUAGACUGCAACAACGAUCAAAUGAAGGGCAGACCCUUAUUCGAGGAGGACGACUAUUCCAGCAGUUUGUAGUUGAUGCAUAUGCUACUAUUGAACAAUGUAGAUUGAAGUGGGUUAGAGGCCAUCAUGAAGAAAUACGCGCUGACGUAUUUCAAGGUAUAAAAGAAGCAGUUGCAGCAGGAGACACUGAACCAGGUACUGCAGGUAGAAUAAUUUUACCAUCUACCUUUACUGGUGGACCGAGGUAUAUGAUUCAACAUUACCAAGAUGCCAUUUCUAUAUGCAGACAAUUAGGACCACCAGACUUAUUUAUUACAUUCACAUGUAAUCCAAAAUGGUUUGAAAUCACAGAAGCUCUAAAGAAAAUUCCUGGACAACAACCAAUUGAUAGACCAGAUAUAAUUAGUCGCGUAUUUCAUAUAAAACUGAAAGCACUAAUGUCUGACCUUGAAGGAAGCAGACACUUUGGAGAAGUACAAGGAGACAAGCCAAAGACUGCAGCACAUGUUGAUUCAAUAAUUCAAGCUGAAUUCCCAGACCCAGAGAAAGAUAGAGUUGGAUAUGAUGCAGUCUGUCAAUAUAUGUUACAUGGUCCAUGUGGGGCUGUCAAACCUAAUAGACUUGCAUGCAUCACAAAAAAAUGUUCAAAGAAAUAUCCUAAAAAGUUCUGCGACAAGACAAGUGUUGAUGAAAAGGGGUCUCCGGUAUAUAGGCAUCAACAAACGAAUUGUGGAGUUGAAAAGGAAGGUAUCAAGUUAGAUAAUAGAUGGGUUGUACCACACAACCUAGACUUAUUGGUCAGAUAUGAUGCACACAUUAAUGUAGAAGUUUGCAAUUGCAGAGGUGUGUCAAUAAAAUACCUUUUCAAGUAUUUACACAAAGGAAGUGACCGAGUAACCGCCAUUCUGGAAACACCUGCAACAAAGAAAAAGACUACAAACGAUAGUGAUAUCAGUGAUCCAAAAGAAAGUACAUCAAACUUCAGUGAUACUAUUGCACCAAAUAAUAAGCCCAAACCCAAAUUUGAUGAGAUUAAGAAGUAUCUUGACUGUCGUUAUCUAUCUGCCUCAGAAGCGUUCUGGAGAACAUUGAACUUUGAAAUUCAUUAUCGUCGUCCAAGCGUAGAAAGAUUACCAUUUCAUCUCGAAGGAGAGCAGUUGAUUUAUCAUAAAGAUACUGAAGACUUGAGAGAUGUUUUGGAAAGAACCGAUCCAGAUGCAACAAAAUUCCUUCGCUGGAUGAAAGCUAAUAGAGAACACGUAAAAGCAAGGAACCUAAUGUAUGCAGACUUUCCUUCGGAAUGGACAUGGGAUACAGAGUCUAAAGAAUGGAAACCAAGAAAGAGGGGCUUCAACAAAAUAGGACGCAUCUACUAUGUCCACCCCACUGCAGGAGAGAAAUAUUAUUUGCGUAUUUUAUUGAAUGUGCAAAGAGGUUGUCAGAGCUACGACGAUAUUAAAACAGUAGACUGUGUAACUCAUCUGACAUUCAAAGCAGCAUGCUUAGCCCUAGGUUUGUUAGAAGAUGACGGGGAAUGGGACCAUGCUAUAAAGGAAGCAGCAGCGAUAUAUAUUAAUGGAAAAAGAUUGCGAGAACUUUUCGUUACACUUUUGUUGAAUUGCAAAGUCACUGAACCUAAAAAACUAUGGAGUGAAAACUGGAAACUUUUGGCAGAUGGCAUUGAACACGAACACCAAAAACUUUAUGGGAAUGAGAAUUUAACUUACGAUGAUGAUGAUUUGAAGAACUAUGCUCUUCAAGAAAUCGAGUUAAUAAUGUGGAAAUGUGGUAGGACUUUGAAAGAGGAUGAAUUUUCAGAGAUUCCGUACCCAGACAUGUCAGGAAUUGAUGUUCCUAGGAACCACUUAGUUGCAGAAGAAACAAGCUAUGACAGGAUUAAUCUACUUGCCGAGGCAGAGAGUUUAAAAAGAGAGUUAAACAUAAAACAGAAAAUAGUGUUUGACAGUGUCAUCGAUUCAGUUGAGAAGAAAGAUGGUAGUCUUUUUUUUGUGUGUGGAAGUGGUGGAACAGGUAAGACAUAUCUCUGGAGAACCAUUAUUUCUUAUUUACGAGCGCAGGGUAAAAUUGUUUUGGCGGUUGCUUCUUCGGGUAUAGCGUCCUUACUAUUACCAGGCGGCCGUACAGCUCAUUCGAGAUUCAAAAUCCCAUUGAGGCUUAAUGAACAAUCAUGCUACAAUAUUUUUAAGAAAACAAAUGAAGCCGAUUUAUUAUGCAGGGCCGACUUAAUUAUCUGGGACGAAGCACCAAUGAUGCACCGAAAUGGACUUGAAGCUGUCCAGCGAACCCUAGCUGAUUUAAUGAUGGAAAAAAAUGGAGGAAAGGAAUUGUUUGGUAGAAAAACAUUGGUUCUUGGUGGUGAUUUCAGGAAAAUUUUAUCGGUAAUUGAGGAAGGGUCGAGAGAGGAAAUAGUUAAUGCUUCUAUAAGCAGGUCAAAACUAUGGAAACAUUUUAAAGUCUUUGAAUUAACAAAUAAUAUGCGUCUGCUGACCGGAGAUACGUCUGUUGAAAAAAGAGAAGAAGUUGAAGAAUUUUCAAAAUGGGUUCUUUAUGUGGGUAAUGGUGAAGAAAAUACAUAUUUGAGUGCUGAUUACAUUGGACCAGAAUCGACGGAAUAUCGUUCGAGCGUUAUUUUCUACGACAAAGAGUUUCUUAACAAGCAUGAAUGUUCUGGAAUGGCUAGCCACAAGCUAACCUUGAAAGUUGGAGUGCCAAUCAUGCUACUCCGAAAUAUAAGCCAACCAGAUGGACUAUGCAAUGGUACUAGAUUGAUUGUCAAACAAUUGGGGGAAAAGUAA
Molecule: messenger RNA, 2835 nt
Organism: Papaver somniferum (opium poppy)
Lineage: Eukaryota; Viridiplantae; Streptophyta; Magnoliopsida; Ranunculales; Papaveraceae
Exons: 3
Coding region: 1-2835 (944 amino acids)
Biological process (GO): telomere maintenance; DNA repair
Molecular function (GO): DNA helicase activity
Source: RefSeq, a predicted model, not a curated record